AUGACAGGAAUAUACCAUGGGCGAAAAUCUAAAGAUAUCUGCGAUAGUCAACCGUUGUUUUAUAGGUUGAAGGCUAGUCCAAUAGAACACCCUUUGAGACAUGGUCUGCAGAAAAUUUCUACAAAUCUGAGCAAUUUCAGACUAGUUCCAUUGUUAUGUGGUGUUGUAUAUAUUCCCAAGAUCUUUUGCGCAAAUCGACAGCAAAGAGUAUGCUUCCGAAAAAGAACACAAAGUGAAGUUCUCGAAGUGAAAUUAGCCUUUAGUUUAUAUCCCUUUCAGGACAUUCGUGAGACAAUACAAUAUGUUAAAUUAACGGAAAGGCAGUCAUUGCCCCAUUUUUUAAAUAACCUCUCAGAUGAAGAUAUCGUUACACUCCGUUGUAAGUUUAAUAUCAGAACACCAAAUAUGGAAUCAAGGGUUCAAAGUCAUAGGCUUAAACAUCAAGACAAACCCCACUUUGUGGAAGAAUUAGUUAUGGAAACAGAAAAAACAGAAAAACUGUAUUUUCUUUAUGAAAGUUGUCUCGCCAAAUGUUUUACCUUUUUUUCAAUGAGUGUUUUCUUGUUUGUAGAAGAAUCAAGUUCGAACGUUAUCGGGGAGAAGCUUUUAUACAAAGCCAUUAUAAGGGAAACUAGGGAAGAAUUAGGUUGCUUGAAGCAAAAUAUAAACAAAGCAAAGUACUCAAUAAUCGUUGACAGUUCUUCAGGAGAUGAAUGCAACACAGAGCUAAAUAAAAUAUUUUCAGAUGUUGAAAAAGAAGCAAGGCACGUUUUUAUUAUUUUAGAGCAAACUAAAAGAUACAAGCGCAGAAGAGAAAAGAAGCUUCAAGCACUUCAAGAUGAAGUUAUAAUUACCCAUGAUGAAAGAUCGGAUUCACCUGCCGAAAAGCAAAGUGAUGGAAUUAAUACGGAAUUCCCUGAAAAGGUCAUCACAGAAAAUGUAACCACCUUUCAAUGUGAUGAAUGCGACGCAACCUAUACACGCAAAAAUAAGUUAAAAGCGCAUAUGUUGAAGAAACAUAACACUACGUUAACUGAUCAGGGUAAGCGUUCAAAAUGUACAUUCCCUGGUUGUGAAGAGACUUUUUACCACAAAAGUAGAAUGAUAUCACACCUAAACACAUUCCAUGGUACGAAGACAAACGUUCGUAACUUGGUAUUUGAGGACGAACAGAUGUUCAUGGAAUGGAAAGAAAAAGAAGAAUUAGAUAAACACAUAUAUUUUUCAAAACAAGGAGGGGAUGGCGACUCUAAAUUAACGAAAUACGCUUAUUACGUUUGCCAGCAUGACGGGGACGGAAGAUCGCAUAGAAAAGAAGGUGAACCAGCUCGAAAAACAGAGAAAAAAUUCAAACCCGGUCAGAUUAAAACAGGACGCUUUUGCCCAGCUAGAUUGACCUGUCACAUGGACAAAGUUAAUAAAGAAAUUAGAGUAGAGUAUAUCACAUCUCAUAGCCACGCAGUCAAUUUAGAAAAUACUGUUUUUCAACCCAUACCAUCAACCAUCCGCCAGGAAAUAAAGGCAAAACUGUCUAUUGGUAUACCAGUCAACGAAGUAUACAAGGACUUACUUGACGGGAUGGGUAACUGUAAUACCAGGGAAAACGACUCAAAAAUAACGCGGGCACAUCUGGUCAGUAAGAGCAAUGUUACUGACAUAAAGAGACACAUGAAAUACGGUAGAAGGCUACACCCUGAUGACAGCACAUCAACUCACUUGUUGGUGAAAAAAUUAGAAAUGGAAAAUUACAACUGUAUUAUUGUGUAUAAGCCACAGGGACAGUCAGUUGCUAUUGGGCCAAAAAUGUACGAUGAUAUCGAUAUCAAAAAGGAUCUCUUUGCAAUCGGAAUUCAAACAAGGGAACAGCUGGAAAUGUUCAUUAAGGGUGCAAACAAAGUACAUUGUAUAGAUGGCACCCACAGCACGAACAAGUAUGAGUUCCCAUUGACAACUGUGAUCGUGCCGGAUGAAUUUAAUAAAGGUUAUCCAGUGGGUUGGUUGAUAUCCAAUCGAAAUGACGAAUUAACUCUCCGGCCAUUCUUAGAAGAAAUAAAAAGCAGAUGUCCUGACGACUUCACAGUUAACUGUUUGAUGACAGACGAUGAUAAUUCCGGAUGGAACGCAUUUUCUGCUGUUUUUGGAGAAACUAAGCACCUUCUGUGUAAGUAGCACAUAACCCAGGCUUGGCGCAGGAAUCUGAAAUUAGUUCCAGAAAGUCAGCAAGAUGAAGUAAUGCAACACCUUCUGGUUAUUUUAAAUGAAAAAGAUGCUUCACAAUUUGAAAUUCUGCAAAGGGGAUUCCUCAAAAAA
Molecule: messenger RNA, 2310 nt
Organism: Hydractinia symbiolongicarpus
Lineage: Eukaryota; Metazoa; Cnidaria; Hydrozoa; Anthoathecata; Hydractiniidae
Exons: 10
Coding region: 1-2169 (722 amino acids)
Source: RefSeq, a predicted model, not a curated record